Fusarium vanettenii 77-13-4 is the source of this 864-nucleotide messenger RNA. RefSeq lists its product as uncharacterized. Lineage: Eukaryota; Fungi; Ascomycota; Sordariomycetes; Hypocreales; Nectriaceae. The transcript has a single exon. The record is from RefSeq and is a predicted model, not a curated record. Bases 1 to 864 code for a protein of 287 amino acids.
AUGUCUCCAUCCAGACAUGCUUCUUUUCUUACUCCAGAAGAGCUUCUGCAGGCUAUAGCCAAGCUCUCCCAAUUUAUCUCUCAAUCAAAUGCACGAUUCAGUAUUAGCGGUGGUGCAGCAAGUACUAUCAUCCGUAUGCAGCUUGGCCUCCCGCAGCGCACGACCGAGGAUAUCGAUCUCGUCAUUCAGCCGAGCGGCAGCAUCACCGCCGACAGCAUUUCGACAUGGCUCUUGGAAAACUUUCCAACCGAGUUUGUUGCAAAGACACAAUAUGGUGUCACUACUCCGGCCAUUACCUUUAAAAGGCACGAUAGAUCUGUCAAGCAUGUUAAGAUUGAGAUGUUUGACUAUCACGCCUGGCCCAACAGGCCGCAGUACAAUCUUGAUGAUCCAGACAACGAUUGCACUGUAAUCACCAUCAACGGGGUAGAGGUACCCGUGUUCAGCGCCCGCUGGCUCCUUCGAGAGAAGAUAAGAACCGCUUUUGAGCGCAAGGGCAGCAGAAAGGAACGAAGCGACCUCGACGACGUUUCCAUUCUACUACAAGCUGUCGAAGCAAAUAGUGUCGAUCUCUCGGGCAGUGAACAAGCGGUUCAACACCUGAUUGAGUGUCGACCGCGUGUGUCCGAGAUACUGGGGCUAAAAGUCAUCUGUCCGGUGGUUCUUGGAGAUCCUUGGAACUGGAAUGACUCGGCCGAGGUUUUUUGGGGGUUCAAGGGGGACAGGCUGAAGUAUUUGGACGCUAAUGUUAAAAGUCAUAGCUUCAAAUGGGACGAUGCAAGCCAGGUUUGGUACUUUCCUGACCCUAAUGGCAGGAUGUGGUAUUAUGAUCCGCAAGCAGGGGACUUGAUACUAUGGACGUGA